Caenorhabditis remanei is the source of this 1317-nucleotide messenger RNA. RefSeq lists its product as uncharacterized. Gene Ontology annotation, molecular function: protein binding. The transcript has 5 exons. The coding region runs from base 1 to 1317 and encodes 438 amino acids. The record is from RefSeq and is a predicted model, not a curated record. Lineage: Eukaryota; Metazoa; Nematoda; Chromadorea; Rhabditida; Rhabditidae. Gene Ontology annotation, biological process: innate immune response.
AUGAAUCGACCACUUCCGGAGUCUCCAAUCGAUAUUCGUGCACUUGUUCUCUAUGAUAUUCAUCAAUGGAAAACCGCUGGAACAUCUUAUGAAAGUUAUGAGAAAUUGUGUGACAGGAUUGGAGAAAAAGUGAUUUCCUAUGAUGAUUAUGAGUAUUGGUUCAAUCAAUAUCACAAGGAAGAGUACCUGGCGAGAAGGGAAAAUGAUGCGAGCGGAACAGCAAUCGUGUCCAGAGAUUAUCUGAUUGUUCCUUUGUACACUCUCCAAUAUCUCAAAAAAUCGGGAAUUGAAUAUUACCGCGAGCGCUUCAGCUUAAUUAAAAGUGAUACCUCAAAACCAGACAUACGCGGAUGCAUUCUUUCUGAUGUCAUCAAUGGAAAAUCUGCUGAAAAGUCAUUGAAUGAUUUGUGUGAGGCGUUUGAAGAUCAUAAAGUCGAUAAGGAAGAUCAUGGCUACUGGUACAAGCGCUUCGGCAACGGAGGCUUAUUCACUCGUAUCAUUUUCUCCGAUCUUCCAAAUGAAAUUAUCGCUGAAAUCGUAGGAAAAUGUGAUCAUUUCAGAUCAUAUCUGUCACUUCGAAACGUGUCACGUCGUCUCCGAAACAUUGUCGAUCGCUCUAAACCUGCGUUUACUAGUAUAUCUGUCGACGUUGCAGAUGAUUUCAUUCAAUUCAUGUUGAACGAUAAGGAAUCAUUGAUAUAUGUUGAAGAGGAGGAGUUCGAACCGGAAGACACAGUAAUGACUCUCAAUUGUCUGAAAUUAAUACUUAGCAAUCCAAAACUCCAAUUGGACAGUCUUCACAUUGUCCAUUGGCAAGAGGCGGAAAGGGAGAUGUUUGAAAUGAUCCUUGAUGUUUUCAACUCAUUGAAUCAUCAACUCCACGUGAAGCACUUCUCGUUUCGAACCCCUUAUGUGACCUGUGUGCCAGAUGUCGUGAAGCAUUUGAAACCUGGUGUACUGGAGAAAUUAACGUUGGCUAGGCAAGAAGACGAUCAGAUGAUUGUCGAUCAAUUAUAUGGGAUGGAACAGUGGAAACAAGCGAAACACGUGGACGUCGACGACGUGUUCAUUUCUAUCGAGCACUUUUCUCAUUUCACUUCAUUCGAUGUUUCUAUUCCAAUGUUUUCUGCUGAAGAAGUUGUCGGAUUGAUCAAUGCAGUUUCUACAUUCAUCAACUUCAAGAGUUGCCGUUUGGAAAUAUUGGAUUUGGAAACAGUCAAAGAUAUGCUGAAUCUUCAACAAACUGCUUCUCCUAAAAUGUUUUCGAUUCCAAAUUCGGAUAGUAAGCAACGCAAGACUUUUAUACUCAACUACUAG